AUGUUUAGACACCGCAAGUCUCGAAGUGGCCAGAACAUUUCUUACACUGGAGUAAACCAUGUUGCUCCAUCUUCAAGUCAGCCCAAUUCCAAUGCAUUGGCUGCUGCUUUGACCAUUGGCCAUUCUAUAAAGCCCGAAAAACAAAAUACCAACAUCUCCCGCUCCAAAUCUUUACAAUAUAUCCGUAACAAUCCUCCUCCAAUUCGAAGUAAUAAUAAUCAUACUAAUAAUGGCUCGAGCGGGAGUCUUCUUAAACGUAAUCCUUCCCUAACUAGCUCUCCCAAUAGUGCUAGGUUAUCUCAGCCGGUUAAAUACCGCCAACAUACUCCAGAUAGUGCUAACAGUAGCCAUAUAUAUGAUAUAGAUGAUACUUUUGAUGAUUCUCAUUAUGAUACUUUUAGCCAAGGGUCUUUCGAUAAUAAUUAUGUCAAAAUGCAAGAUUUAAAAUUAUCUCACCCGGUCCCCACCGGUUCCAAUCACACUUUUUCUUUAUCUAAAAAACCAUUACAAAAUAGUAACACCUCCGUUAAAACUGUUAAAAAAUAUAUCCCAACUCCUAAUGGUAUUAAGAUCAUAGAGGUUCCCGAAGUUACUUUACAAAAAGAAAUUGAUAGACACAAUUCCAUUAGAUCCGGGGUUAAUAUUCCUACUAGAACCAAUUCAUUAAACAAAAAUAAAAUUUCAAGAUCAACUUCAUUACUGAAAAAUAAAUCUCCCGUUCAAAACAAAACUAGUAGACCUUCUUCUCGUUUAUCUAGUUUGGACCAAUCUUUCAUAAUACAAGAAGAUCCAGAACCUAAUAAUUUUAAUGACUACGAUCAAAAAAUGCGUGAAUUAGAAGCUCAAAUCAAUCAUGAAAAACAAUUAGCUAAAGAUUACGAAUCAAAACGUUUGGAAUAUGAAGAACUAAGAUUAAAUAGAUUGAAAAAUGAAAAAAAUUUAUUAGAAUUAAUGAAGGCUGCCGAAAAAAGCCCCCAAAAAGAAUCUAUCCCAGAGGAAACCGAUCAAGAAAUCGAGAAAGCAGUUAAAGAAGAAGACGAUGUUGAAGUUCCUAUCGCAUCUGUUCCUAAAGGUGUUGAUGAACUCGACCAAAAACAUCCUGUCCAACAAGCAACAAUUAAUGUUCCUAUUAAUAAACCAGAAUUAGAAACUGUUGACACUAGCAGCUUAAAUAACGCCGAGACAACAGUUGGAGAUAUCUCUACAAUCCAAGAAGAAGAAACCAAGAAAAGUCCUUUAACCAAGAAUGCUGAAGAUGAAUCUGUUCCCGAUGCAGCUAUUGAUCCAUCAGCUGUUGUGGUUGAUGAAUUUGAGAAAGAACAAAUUCGUCGUAAUUCAGCAGUUGAGGAAGAAUCAGGUUUAACAUCAACUCAACCAACCACCGCCGACGAAAAGUUAACUAAUGGUUUUGUCGAUAAUAAACAUCCAAAUCAAGUUUCUGGCUCGAACACUGAAAUUGGCAUUAUCAACCGUUACGGUCAUAUGGAAUCAAACGAAUUAAUCUCUCAAAAACCUUUCAAAUCUGAUGUAACUUCUUCAGAUUACAGUGAGGAAUCAGCCGACGAAUUGGCUUCCAAAUCUUCCUCAUCCAUAGCGAAACAAUUGAGACCGAAAUUUGAUAACGUUCCGGAAAUAAUCGAUGAUUCGCAUUCUAAUGCUUCUAAUCGCUUGAUUGAUGAAAAACAAAGCAGUGAUACUUUACAACUCCCUGCUUCAAUUACUGAAAAUGGACUUAGUUCUGGUUCUUCUAUCAGUAGUGUUGAUUCUAGCUCUCAAUCUAAAAAUAAAAGACCAGUCAAGUCAGCUAUGAAGAACUCAAGCUCUUUUUACAGUUCAACCAGUAAUUCUUCAAAUAAUGGUACCUAUAAUCCAGCUAAACAAGCUUAUAUCUCAUUAACAACUGCAGAAAAUACUAGAUUAAAUUCAAAAUUAUCCUCUUCACAAUUAGCCGAUAUCAAUCUUGCUAAAGGAUCCCAACAAUAUCCAUCUACCAGUCCAAACCGUCGCUCUGUUCAAGCCACUCCGACAAAACAGAACAAUCAACCCCAAUCACCUCAAAACCAAACUCCACAAACUCCAGUUGUAGCAGGAAAUGGUAAUAUGUCAGGCAGAUCAUUGCGUCCACAUUCUGUUCAUGGUGCCAACUUCGAUCAUGAUAAUCAUCAAAAUCGACAAUCUGGCCUUGGUGGUGGAUCAAUGAGUAAUCGCACAUUGAGAGAUCGUUCAUCCGUGUAUGUCCAGCCUAUUGCGGCCCACCCUGCCUCAAACCCAAAUUAUCAAUCACCAUCCAAAACUAAAGCCGCUGAAUUAUACGCAAAAGCUAAUGCUAGGCCGAUUUCUGUGUUUAACCCUCAAUUAACUAGAAAAUCAUCUUUCGAUAAAGGUAAUGAUACUAAUCAAGAAAAUCCAAAAUCGCCUAAGCAGAACCGCCAUAGUCACCACUACCCAGCUCCACAACAACCAAGACAACAUAGGACUACCUUACGUGAUAGCGUACCAGCACACAAUCCACAAAGUCAAUAUCAAACUCAGACUCAUGCUCAACCUUCAACCCAGUUACCUGCUCAAAAUCAAGCACAAGUCCAGGCACAAGCGCAAUUACAUGCACAAGCACAAUUUCUCGCACAAGCACAAUUUCAAGCUCAAACACCACCAGCACCUCAACAGCAGCGUGCUCAUCUUAAGCAACUUCCGCAACAGAAGUUCCAAUCUCGAAUUGCUGAUUCAGAUGACGAAGCUGAUCACAGCAGAGGAGAUUCAGGUAAAGGAUUCGUUUCAAGAUUUGCCGAUUCAGAUAAUGAAGCUGAUGAUUCUCAUCCUGUUUCUACACAGGCUCAGGAUUCACCUUCGAAUCAUAUAACCACAUUACGUCAACAAGAUGGACCUGAAAAUAAUUUUGGAUCGAAAACUGGUAAGAACAUUGAUGCAGCAGAGUUCAAAAGUAGUCAAAAGAAACCAAGAAAGAAGAAGUUCUUGAAAAAAAUCUUUGGUAGAGAUUGA
Hyphopichia burtonii NRRL Y-1933 is the source of this 3000-nucleotide messenger RNA. RefSeq lists its product as uncharacterized. The coding region runs from base 1 to 3000 and encodes 999 amino acids. The record is from RefSeq and is a predicted model, not a curated record. The transcript has a single exon. NCBI's taxonomy places the organism in Eukaryota, Fungi, Ascomycota, Pichiomycetes, Serinales, Debaryomycetaceae.